UUCUCGAGGUCUCUUUUCCGUUUGACCUGUGCUCCUUCCCCCCUAAACUCAUGUCCUAUACGCCUUUGCACGAGCGACCUCCUCACUAUACUAGUCUGCCUACCCCUCCUGGGAACGUGAAUCGAUCUCCCCGCUACGCCUCACCUGUUUCUUCACCAAGUAUCCCUUGGCCCGACUAUCAAAACAUGAGUAGCUCUCAGGAUGAGGAGGAAUAUGACGCAGGACCAUCGCACGAGGAAGAACAUCACUCUUCCUAUGACGAGGUGGACCAGGCGGGGCCAAGUCGCAAGAGACAGCGUGGGGAGAGCAAUGGACAUCCUCAUCAUCCGUCUCAUCGUCCAUCCCAACGCAAUCUGUCAGAUAUGCCUAUCAUACCCUCCAUCUUUGGGAUUGCCCCUAGGAAUGAGUUCACCAAGAAAGUCGGCGAGUGGAUCAUGGAGUGUACCAGAGGACGAGAGCAUGUAGAGAUUGAGAUCAAGUUAGGAACCCUACAUUCACCAGCCGGUCCACAACGUAUAAAGCUUCCAACGAGGACUGAAAUCAUCUUACAGCCAGACUAUCCAGUCGGUAACUUUGCAUCCACAAUGCACAAGCGGAUGAACCAGAACCUGAAUGGCUUGCUCAAUUCAGCCUUUCAAUCCUCUCAACAAUCUCCAGCGCCGAUCAAGUUCUUCAGAGAACAGCAUAGUGAUUCGUUUUAUGGAGGUCAACGAGGACACAAAUUACGCGUGUCGAGGGAUCGUGCUGGCAACCUGUUGCCCGGUGGAUGUAUCGUAAAGCAUCGAAUAGGGGACCUGAAUGUCCAUUCUCCCAAUGAGCUGUUUGAUUGGCGAGUCAGUGUCAGUACCGAAGAGCCUUUCCCCGAAGUACCUUCUGGUCAGCCGUUACAUGUCAGAGAGAAGGAUAGGGCAUGCUAUCAACAUCAAUUCUGUCGGAUCGAUUUGACCGUUGUGACAAUGAGACAAGAAAACGGACCGCCUCAACUGUCCUACGAGCUCGAGAUUGAAGUGCUCGACGUUCCACUCCUCCUGGCCGAGGGUGAGAAAGAAGCACGAGGCGAAUCGAAUAGGUUCGACGAUAUACUACAAUCGAUUCUCGAUACAGUCCGAAUGAUCAUUCGCAAUGUGGAGUAAA
Kockovaella imperatae is the source of this 1134-nucleotide messenger RNA. RefSeq names its product CYTH-like domain-containing protein. Gene Ontology annotation, biological process: 7-methylguanosine mRNA capping; polynucleotide 5' dephosphorylation. The record is from RefSeq and is a predicted model, not a curated record. The coding region runs from base 51 to 1133 and encodes 360 amino acids. The transcript has 6 exons. Gene Ontology annotation, cellular component: mRNA capping enzyme complex. Gene Ontology annotation, molecular function: polynucleotide 5'-phosphatase activity. Lineage: Eukaryota; Fungi; Basidiomycota; Tremellomycetes; Tremellales; Cuniculitremaceae.